Molecule: messenger RNA, 750 nt
Organism: Haemonchus placei
Lineage: Eukaryota; Metazoa; Nematoda; Chromadorea; Rhabditida; Trichostrongylidae
Source: the annotation of a GenBank genome assembly
AUGCAGUGCUUUCAGAGCUACGGCUAUUCGACUAGGGACAUAAUUUAUCACUGGCACGACGCCAACGCCGUAACUAUCGACGAGAACGUACACCUGGCACAUUUUUCCAUUGGCAACUACUCUCGUCUUUCGGCCUACUUCACAUUCAAACGGAAUCUCGGCUUCUAUCUGAUUCAGAUCUAUUUCCCAUCGUCACUAAUAGUCGUUAUCUCAUGGGUGUCGUUUUGGCUAAACAGAGAAGCCGUUCAAGCUCGAGUUGCUAUCGGUGUAACUACUGUGCUUACGAUGACUACCUUGAUGACGAGCACGAAUGCCAGUUUGCCGAAGGUGAGCUACGUGAAAAGCCUUGACAUCUUCUUAGGAAUGUGUUUCUUCAUAGUGUUCGCUUCACUACUGGAGUACGCAGCAAUCGGGUAUUUGAUGAAAAGGAAUCGUUCUUUGCUGAAUGCUUCACCUGUCCAGUACUAUGAGACCGGUGACGGGGUGCUAAGACGGGAUAGCACUAGGAAGAAGUCGAAGGGGAGUCGAAGAAAUAAUGUUAAGAUCGAAGUCGAAGCUCAAAUGGAUCAGCGUAUUCCGUUGUUGACAAUGGUGCCGAUGCCACCGAUUCCAUUCAAGCCAAAGCCACCAGCCUGGACACGGGUCCGGCCCUCUCAGGUAGAUCUCGUCUCACGUGUCGCCUUCCCGUCAUUUUUUCUGCUGUUUCACAUCGUCUACUGGGGUUUUUAUCUGAAUGUUUCGUGGACAUAA